Haliotis rubra (blacklip abalone) is the source of this 14617-nucleotide messenger RNA. Its product is annotated as AT-rich interactive domain-containing protein 4A-like. The coding region runs from base 151 to 5193 and encodes 1680 amino acids. Gene Ontology annotation, cellular component: nucleus. Gene Ontology annotation, molecular function: transcription cis-regulatory region binding. Gene Ontology annotation, biological process: regulation of transcription by RNA polymerase II. NCBI's taxonomy places the organism in Eukaryota, Metazoa, Mollusca, Gastropoda, Lepetellida, Haliotidae. The record is from RefSeq and is a predicted model, not a curated record. The transcript is spliced from 25 exons.
UCCAUGACAAGUUGUUGUUCUCAUCGUGGUUCUCUGUUGACCGUCCCGAACUUGUUGAUCAAAUAAUUCAUGUUUUCAACGAUCAUCACCUGAGAUUUAUCCAAAAAUUGUCUCCGAUUGCUGUAUAGUUUCAUCGGUGACAAUCUGACAAUGGCGGGGAAUGAACCCCCCUACCUCCCUGUUGGGACAGAUGUCAGUGCAAAAUAUCGAGGUGCUUUCUGUGAAGCCAAAGUGAAGAAAAUAGUUCGUACAGUGAAAUGCAAGGUGAUACUGAAAGAGACCCAGACAUCGGUGCUUGUCACGGAUGACAAUGUCAAAGGCACCCUAAAGGUUGGAGUGGUUGUAGAGAUUAAACACCCAGAAACCAGCCAGGUGAUGGAGGGUGUUAUCAGUAAGCUGAUGGACCAGAGCAUGUACACAGUGGUGUUUGAUGAUGGCGAUGAAAAGACAUUGAGAAGAACACAGUUGUGUUUGAAAGGGGAGAAACACUUCAUUGAGAGCGAGACCUUGGACAACCUACCACUCUCACAUCCUGAACACUUCGGUACUCCAGUGCUCCAGACAAAGAGCAGGAAGAGGACAGUUAAGAUGGGGUCACCAGGAUUCAACACCCUAUAUCUUGCCCAAGAGGACACUGAGUCGGAUGAAAGUAGUUCUGAGGACAGUUCCCCCAAAAGAGCUUCCUACAGAGGUCGUCAGCAGGAGCUGGUUGGCAAGGUGAUGGUCAUUGAGGCAGGAGACAAACGUAAAGGAGGUCCCAACCCUGUUCUAGUCGUACUUCCUGAUGCUGCCUCGAUUGAUCUCAAGACUAAGGAUCACGUUCUAGUGAAGUCUUUCAAAGAUGGGAAAUUCAUAUCUGUAUUGAAGAAAGAAUUAAAGGAUUUCACACGUGAAAUUGCCAUCAAGAAUGAGGACAAAAAUCUCAAAACUGCUUUAGAGAAAGCACUGCUGUAUUUUGACAAUCAUGAGCUACCUGGUCCAUGGAAGAGAGACGAAUUGCUGGGUUCUGAUGAGGAAGAAGACAGUGGUGAUGAUGAUUCCUCUGAUGAUGAGCCUAGUGAAGAGAAGGAUCGAUUUGUAGCCCAGCUGUAUAAGUUUAUGGAUGAUAGAGGAACUCCUAUCAACAAAGGGCCCAGUAUUGGAACACGCGACCUCAAUCUAUACAAGUUGUUCAGGGUUGUACAGAACCUAGGUGGUUAUAACAGGGUAACAAACCAGAUGAAGUGGAGACUGGUUUACUCAAAAAUGGGCCUACCACAAUCAAACACUGCUUCACAUCAAAUCAAGAAUGCCUAUAAGAAGUUCCUCCAUGCAUUUGAAGACUUCUAUCGUAAGCUUGGCAGUACCAUGGGGACCAUCAGCCGACCUGGUCGCAGUCGUCACAGUUCAGGAAGAAGCAUUCUCGCCUUCAGGGGGAGAGAGAAAGAGUCUAAGUCCCCCAAACCUGUCAAAUCCAAAGAAAGUGAUAAGGAGGACAGUGACAAGGGCAGGUCCAAGUCCGAUGAGAGUCAGUCUGAAGAUGGGAAGGAUAUGGAGGAGGAUGCUGGCUCUAAAGAUGAGGUGUCAACCAAGAAGGAGGAGUUAGACGUGGAACCAGUGCGCAAAGAGCGAACAACUCCACGUAGGAUGCUGCGGGAUGAUCUCAAGGAGGCCAAGGAGAAGGAGAAAGAAAAGAAGGAAGAAGCCAGGAGGAAGAAGGAGGAGAAAGAAGAGCAAGCAAAAUCAAAAAAGGAAGAACGAGAAGAAGCAAAAAGUAAAAAAGAAGAGAAAGAGGACGCUAAGAGCAAGAAGGAAGAGAAGGAUGAUCACAAGGGAAAGAAGGAUGACAAGAAAGCUUCUGAAGACGAUCGUAAGUCGUCUAGGAGAGAUAAGCAGGAAGAUAAGGCAGAUAGUAGAAAGGAAGAAAUGAAGUCUGAUAGAGAAACAAGAGGUCAGAAGGAUAGACAGAAGGAAGAAGUGAAGGUGGAAAAGGAGAAACCAAAACGGAAAGAGAAAGAAAAAGAAGAGGAUAAGGACAAGGAAGAAGAAACUAAAGGAGAGGAGGAAGAAAAAAUAGUGAAGAAGCAAAGGGUCACGAGGAGGAAGUCAGGGAGAGGGGAUGAGGCCAAGAAAGAAUCUGAAGAGAAGACUGACGAUGUAGCUGACGAGAAGAAGGUUGAAGAGAAAAAGGUCGAUGAGAAGAAAGUUGAGGAGAUGAAAGUUGAGGAAAAGAAGGUUGAUGAGAAAAGAAUUGGGGAAAAAAAAGCCGAAGAUAAGAAGGUUGAAGAGAAGAAAAAUGAGGACAAAAAAGAAGAGAAGAAGGUGAAGAAGGAGGAUGGAAACACCAAGGUUAAGAAGGAAGACAAGAAGGAAAGUAAGAAGGAGGACAGAAAGGAAUCAAAGAAGGAGGAGAAGAAGGAAGACAAGAAAAAAGAAUCCAAAGAAAGCCCCAAACCAAAGGAAGAGAUCAAAUCGAAGUCACAGGAAGAAGAGGAUUCUGAUGUUGAUGUUGAGGAGGGACAAGAAGAAAUUACACUGCGGCCACGGGAAGAGUUCCCCACUGGUACCAAACUGAAGGUCCGGUACGGUCGGGGGCGGAACCAGAAGGUUUAUGAAGCUAAGGUGGUUGAAGCAAAUAAAGAUGGAUCUCAUAAGACCUACCUGGUCCAUUAUGCAGGAUGGAACAACAGGUAUGAUGAAUGGGUGAAGGCAGACAGAAUUAUCUCGGUUGUCAACAGGCCAGAUACAGGAAAACACUCGCAGAAGAAAAUUGUGUCACCAAAAGCGCCAUCUCCAAAGCAGCUGCAACAGCAGCAACAAAAUCAACAGCAACAGGUCAGCAAUCUGCUGAAGAAGCGAGGCCGGCCUCCAUCUAGCGGCACCCCCAGUCCUGGAGGCAGCACUAGUGCAGAGUUCCGUACCCCUACCCCCAAGAGCAAGUCCCCAGCCCCUGGCAGUGGCCAAAGUUCCAAGACCCGACCCACCCGCUCCAACAGUAUGGAGGGACAGGUGAUGGAGGGACUGCCUCCAAAGAGACUUACACGAAGAAGUUCUGGCAUCACAGAAACCUCAGAUACAGUUUCACAUGCGAGUGAUGAAAGCAGUGACUCAGACAGUGAUGAACUAGAACAAAAGAUUGUUGUGGUGGUUGAGGAGCAUAAAUUGGAAAAAGACAAUGAUGAAUUUGAUGUGAAGGAGUCUGAGCAUGACACCAGCAUUGAGGAGGAACCUCCUGAGGAAGAGCAUGACACAAGUCUGGAGGAAAAGGACACUGAUGUUAGUCGGGAUGGAGAACUUGAUCUGGUUACAGCAGAGGAAGAAUCGUUGUUACAGUGCACAGAGGAAAUGUUGAAGUCAGAGGAAGAAGACAUGGAACAUGGAGAGGAACAGAUCAGUCCAUCCUUGGAACCAGAGCCUGCAAAGGUUGUGGCUGAGGAGGUAGAGCAAGUUUCUGAGGUCAUUGAGGUUAAAGAAAAUCCGGUUGUGAUUGAGGAACCCAAGAAAAUAACACCAACUGAGAAGAAAGAGGAAAUUGAGGAGAAAGCUAUGGAGAAGGAUUCUGCUCCAGAACUUGUGGCUGAGAAACCAUUCAAGGAAUUGGUGACAAAAUGUGUAGAUGGGAAAACAGACACAGCUGCUGAUGAGGCACGGUACGAAGCUUCAGAAGCUUUGCUGCAAAUGCCAGUUCUUCAUGAAGCUUUCAAAAAGUUGCCUGAAGAACCAAAAGAGAUUGUGUCAGAGGUAAAGAAACAGGAACCUUUGCCAAUGCCUGAGAUUAAGAAGAUUGAACCUGAAGUGCCAAAGAAGGAGAAGGAAGUAGAGAAGAAGGAACGGGGAAGGAAACAAAAGAAAGAUGUGAAAGAAGGAAAGAAACAGAAAGUUGUUGAACAGGUUGUGAUGGAAACCAAACCUGCAGAACCUCAUGUAAUGACACCUCAGGAAGCCAGGAUGAAGGCUGCAAUGGAUUUGUAUGACUUCCAGGGAUUUGAAGAACCAGAAGAGUUGGUGUUGAGGCGGGAUAAGAAGUCAGAUCUCCUGGGUAGGAGGUUCCUGACCAUUGACAAGGAGGUCAAGCCUGAUGUCCAAGAAGGUGAAGAAACAGAGAAGAAGAAGGUUAAGAAGAAAGUCAAGAAGAAAGUCAUCUCGGAAGAAGAUGGAAAGAAGGAGAUUGAUUCGAAGGAGGUUGUUAGUGAAAGUAGGAAGGAGAGUGAAAAGAAAGAGACAGAAGUGAAAAAGGAAUCUGUAAAGGAAAGUGCUAAAGUGAAGGGUCUGAAAGGGGAAAGGUGUGCUAAAAAAGAUUCUAAAAAGCUUAAAGAUGUGAAAGUUAGUGACACUGAACCAACUGAGAGUGGUGGUAAAGAGAAAAAAGAAAAACGUCCUCGAUCAAGGUCACCAAGUCCAGUUGACACUUGCUCAAAAGUUCUAAAAAUUGAACCUGUGUGUUCCUUGCCAAAACCAAGUACAAGUGCUGAAACUGUCUCCAAUGUCAACGAUAUACCUAAAGAAGCUGAGCCUGUUGCUGAGUUAAAUGUGAACACUAUGCUGGACAAUACUCCACCCACCACUCCAGAGCAUGAGCUGAAUGAGGCUGAACCUGCAGCCCCGAUCAGGACAAAUGAAGCUCGGGCUGAAAUGAAAGACAGUGUGCCUGUAGAACGGACAGCUAAACUCCGUAGUGAGUCCCCAUCAGUUGGGGAGUGCAGUGCAAGCUCCUUAGAGGUUAAUGAAAACAACAGUGCUCUGCCAACUUCUGAAAGUAGUAACGAUGUGGAAGUAGCAUCUGUGGCCAUUGGCAAGAGGAAAAGGGAGUCUGUAGACACUACACCAUCCAAGAAGAAGAAGCGUGUUAGUAAAGGUGGAAAGGCAGUAGAGAAGAAGAUAAAGACAGUUCAAAGCAGUGAUAGUGAUGAAACCAACACAGUGAAACAGCCAAGUCCAGUCCACAUUCCUGGACCAAGCUCCCCUAUGAAGAUGCCAGAAUCUGCUCAAACCAGGUCCCCCCGACCUCCCAAAUACAACUUCAACAUUGAGGAGGGCAAGUACUUGGAGGGAGAAAAGAGGAUAGAGUUCCUCAUAGACAAGAUGCAAGAAAUUCGCAAAAUCUAUAUGAAUCUCAAACAGGAGGUAGCAUGUAUUGAUAGACGGAGGAAACGUGCAAAGCGGAAAGAAAGAGAAAAUUCCCAGUCAUCCCAAAUGGACUGCGACAGUUCAUGAAACAAGUCAGUGUGCCACCAAGGUCAAACACAUGGUCAGGUGUCACCACGAACUUUCAUCCACAACCUAGAUUUUUAACAUUCAUUCAUAUUAUGUCAUUGUCGUCAUCAUAUCAUCUCUUCCAGUAAAUCAUUCAAAAACAUCAUUAUCAUUAUCAUCACUGCAUCAGAAACCCCAGUCACUGCUCAUGCUGAGCUCCGUGUGAAGAACUGAUACUCAUUCAUGAUUCCAGUAGUCUCAUUCAGUUGUUGUUUGUUUAUCAUCAGUAACCGUGGUAACAUUUGUGCAAUUUUCUGUCAGUUGAACUUUGAAAUUGAGUGAGGUGCAAGUCCAAAACUUGAUAAUGAAAUGGAUAUUAUCAGUAAAUGUGGAAGGAUUGAGUUGCAGAUGGAGUUGAUUUAUGGAUUUCAACUCGUUUGUUCUUUCAAAGCUACAAUUUGGUACAGAUUGUAGUAACUUUGCCAUGUUUGUUUGUCUGCUAGAGCCAUGUAACAUGUUAUAGUUGGUUUUACAAUGGUGGAACAUCUUGUCAUACUGUCAUAGGUUUGAACAAAUAUGGAAAAGCCUGUAUGCAUCGAAGAAAGUAUGCAAAAUAUCAGUGACACCAGCUGUAACUUCAUACUUGAAAUUGCUAACACAGUAGCCAGUGCUAUCCACAAUGAUAUUUUAGGAAAUAUAAUUUGUUAUUUAUUAACACCAGUGGUGAACUUGCUGUAAAUUUAGGAGCCAGUAUAAUGUAAAUGAGACUCUACUACCCUUGGGAUAUCUUAACAUUAGACUGAUUCAGGGUAGCUGACUAGUGGUAUCCAGGAGCCUCAUGGUGUACAAUCCCUCUGUUGGUUUUGUUUUAAUGGAUUUUGUGGGGAAAAAACCCUGCAAUGUGGUUGUUUCAUGUGAAGAAUUGAACUGUUGAAUCUGAUUGCAACCUAAGUAGAAUCUUGUGCAUAGCUAACCAGGAGUAUCGUAACAAUGGUAACACAUCUUUAUAUUUCUGUAACUACAAAAUGGUGAUGAAAAGGUGUAUAAUCUGUAGUAAAAUCAUCUCAAAGUGCUUUCAAAGUUUACCCAAACAGAAGAAAACUGUUUUCUUGAACAGCAAUACUAUGGAUCCAUUGCCAUGACUUCUUCUUCCACACUGAGAACCAAUUCUAUUUUGUAUAGUUUUACAUGCUGGUUAUUGUACAUGUUGUGUGAUGUGCAUGUAGACUGUUGGAGGGGGGACAUGGUCCAUGUGGCUGGCACCUUCGUGUGCUGGCUCCUCAGAUUGUGUAUGAAAUACACAGGAAAUGUUCUUUGAUGAUGUGUACAUGAUGUAUCUUGCCCUGAUUAAAGUGCUCUUGAAAGGCCAUACAUGUUAUAUAAUGUUACAGUUAUAUGUACCACAGUGUUUCAUUUCAUUCAGUGUUACACCUUCUGAAAUGGUGUUUACUGUAAUCAACAUGUUUAGUUCCUCAGUUUUCACUAUAUUCAGAGAUGGACUUGACUUGAUGACUAUGUUAUCUGGUAUGUGCCAGUAUGUCUCAAUUUGGGCUCUUGUGGGAACAUGAUAAAGGCAGUCAAACUGUGCAUGUUAAAGGCAAGGCCAUCUUAUGGAAACAUAAGACAGAGAAAUAGGGCUGUCGUCUGCCAGUCUUGUACACCCACUACCUAUAACGAAUUGUUACUAAAUAGCUGAAACAAUGCUAAUGCCACAUCAUAUUUGUACCCAUUCCUACAUAUCGUAUAACCAUUUGUGGCCUGAUUACCUGUCUGCAUGCAGGAAGGGAGCACAGUGCCAAGUGCUGUGUCACCAUUUGUGGCCUGAUUACCUGUCUGCAUGCAGGAAGGGAGCACAGUGCCAAGUUCUGUAUCACUAUUUGUGGCCUGAUUACCUGUCUGCAUGCAGGAAGGGAGCACAGUGCCAAGUUCUGUAUCACCAUUUGUGGCCUGAUUAUCUGUCUGCAUGCAGGAAGGGAGCACAGUGCCAAGUGCUGUAUCACCAUUUGUGGCCUGAUUACCUGUCUGCAUGCAGGAAGGGGGCACAGUGCCAAGUGCUGUAUCACUAUUUGUGGCCUGAUUACCUGUCUGCAUGCAGGAAGGGAGCACAGUGCCAAGUGCUGUAUCACUAUUUGUGGCCUGAUUACCUGUCUGCAUGCAGGAAGGGAGCACAGUGCCAAGUGCUGUAUCACCAUUUGUGGCCUGAUUACCUGUCUGCAUGCAGGAAGGGAGCACAGUGCCAAGUGCUGUAUCACUAUUUGUGGCCUGAUUAUCUGUCUGCAUGCAGGAAGGGGGCACAGUGCCAAGUGCUGUAUCACCAUUUGUGGCCUGAUUAUCUGUCUGCAUGCAGGAAGGGAGCACAGUGCCAAGUGCUGUAUCACCAUUUGUGGCCUGAUUAUCUGUCUGCAUGCAGGAAGGGAGCACAGUGCCAAGUGCUGUAUCACCAUUUGUGGCCUGAUUAUCUGUCUGCAUGCAGGAAGGGAGCACAGUGCCAAGUGCUGUAUCACCAUUUGUGGCCUGAUUAUCUGUCUGCAUGCAGGAAGGGAGCACAGUGCCAAGUUCUGUGUCACUAUUUGUGGCCUGAUUACCUGUCUGCAUGCAGGAAGGGAGCACAGUGCCAAGUGCUGUAUCACCAUUUGUGGCCUGAUUACCUGUCUGCAUGCAGGAAGGGGGCACAGUGCCUAGUGCUGUAUCACCAUUUGUGGCCUGAUUACCUGUCUGCAUGCAGGAAGGGAGCACAGUGCCAAGUGCUGUAUCACCAUUUGUGGCCUGAUUACCUGUCUGCAUGCAGGAAGGGAGCACAGUGCCAAGUGCUGUAUCACCAUUUGUGGCCUGAUUACCUGUCUGCAUGCAGGAAGGGAGCACAGUGCCAAGUUCUGUCACUAUUUGUGGCCUGAUUACCUGUCUGCAUGCAGGAAGGGAGCACAGUGCCAAGUGCUGUAUCACCAUUUGUGGCCUGAUUACCUGUCUGCAUGCAGGAAGGGAGCACAGUGCCAAGUUCUGUGUCACUAUUUGUGGCCUGAUUACCUGUCUGCAUGCAGGAAGGGAGCACAGUGCCAAGUGCUGUAUCACCAUUUGUGGCCUGAUUACCUGUCUGCAUGCAGGAAGGGAGCACAGUGCCAAGUGCUGUAUCACCAUUUGCAUCCUUGAGUCACACAAAGUUCUUCAGGAACAACAAAAUAUCAUAUACAGUUUUUUGGGGGGAUAUUCUUAAGAGUAAAUAAUGAUUUAACAGAGUUUUCAAAUAGUGGCUGUUUUCUCAUCUAUUUUAGUUGUCAUUUCAAAGCCUACGAUCAAGGUCAUAUUGUCCUGUUUGAAACAGAGACAUUAUUGUAAUUUACCUAAUCAUUAAUGGAUCAAAAGCAAAUAUACAUGUGAAGUGUACGCACUUAUGGACUUGUAUGUGAACAGAAAAACACCUGGAACUAAAUAUGUUGAAUACAUUCUUGAGGUUGUCAUGGUUUCAAAUGCGUUGAAGUAAUGUUUUAUAUGUACACAUGAGUACAAAUCUUCAUGUUUAAUCACAUAACACCAUGACUACCAAACUGAUAUACCGAUUCUUCAAGGUCGAGCUCAUUAAGAAUGAAAUAGACAAUGUCGGCUAUGUAUAUUUCUGCUACAUUUUUGAAUCCAUGGUUAUGAAAUAGCAGUCUGUGAUGUGUGUGUAUAGAAUUGGCUAUAUUGUGUUUAGUUCUGCAUACCAUUCAGCACAAAGAACGUCAAGAUUGUAUCAAAACCAUAUUUUAUUUCUUUGCAUUUAUUGGUUCAGUAUUUCAUUCAUGCCAUGUACUCAACUUAGUCCACAACUGAUGUAGGUCACUGGAUUUAGUAUUGUUCAAAACGUAUGCAGUCUCUCAUCACACCCUCCGAACAGAUUUGAUCUUGGUUUAACGAUCAGUGUUUUGUUUGUUUUGUGACUGUUGGUUGAUCGAUUAAAGUGCUAUGAUUUACCCAGAGUUCAAUCUUUCUAGUCUUGCAGUGGUUACAGACAUUCUUGUUAGAACCAAGGCCAAUUUGUAUCACAACUUGAACAGCUGAAAAAUCUUCCAUCGUUUGUACAUCGUGUUUGCAAUAUUGAAUAUUCAGCUAUUUUUGCAUGUUGCCAACUUAUCUUUUGAUAGAGGCAGGCCUUUGAAUUAAGCCUGUUCACAAAUGAAAUCUCAUAAAAAUAUGUACACGAUAUAUUGUCAAACAUUCCAAUCUGUGAUUUAGUAAGAUUGCACAUUUUGAAAAAUAUGGUGUUUUUAUUUGUCGUAAUUAUAUAUUUUCAAAGCAGUAGCCUUCUAGAAGUAGCCACCAAGUGACUGAAACACAAAACUGUUCAAAUAACGCGAAAGAGUAUCAUGUCAAUCAUGACUAGUCAUCAGUGGGUCUAACCUAUUAAGUCACCAUGUACUGUUUCUCAAAACAGUUACCAGUAAGAAGGUAACCUUGACAAAUAACCACUGGAAGCCUUAAGAUGAAAUAUAUGAGUAUUAUCAGGAUUAUUGGUGAGUGUAAAGUAAUAAUUGACUGUUUUUACAUCACAACAAAGAUAAUGUGUCAUGGUGUAUGUGAGUGUACCACCCAUCUUUGUGGAUGAGGAGGACUAAAGUAUGUAGAUUAAGUUACCACUUCCAUGUGCCUAUUCACUUCACCUGGUGGCUUACAAAUGAGCUUGUGUCAAAUAUUUGUGGGGCUUAUGGUUAUGCUCCAUUACAUUUUUUGUGUUUGAAAUUUGAAUAAAUUUGAAGAUUACAGUGUCACAUGUUCAUUUGAACAGUGGUCGAGAUUUCUAGUACCUGUGUAAGCUAUGUUCAGUUUGUUCAUGCUGGUAUUUGUAGGGCUGUUACAAAGCGUUGUCUUUGUGUCUUCCUGAUGAGAUGUAAAGGGGUAUUUUUAGUGGAGGUAAGCUCUGGUAGUGAAACGUGUAAAUCUGUUGAAAGCAGAUAUGUGGUGUGCAGCUGCUGAAGUUGGUUUGGGCUUCAUAAUGCUGAAGAGCAUUUUGUGUUUUAAUGCAAAUUAUCGUGGAAAAGGGCUAGGCCAACUACUUCCACAGUGUCAUCUUAAUGCGUAGUCUGUGUUAUUUGUUGAUGAUUGUCUUAAUCAUAGGGAUGCUUUGUGCAACUGUUUUGUAAAUAGUCUGUCCUGAUGUAUUUAUUUUUGAAUAUAUUUGUGACAUGAUUGUUGAAGAAACCUGAAGUAUAACGUUGGCUUUUGGUAGCCUAGUGGGGGGAGUAGUUGCUUAUUAUGUCAAAGGUCACUUUGUGACCCCAUGUUGAGUCAGGAAUUUUGCUAAAAGAAGGGUAAGAUACACUUUCUAAAUUCAAUACAUAUUUAGAUUAAACAGUUCUUGAUUACCACAUUACAAGUCAUUAAACAUUACAGAAUAUGCAGGAAACUAAUUGUAAUGUUCCAACACUUCAUCAGUAGCUGUACACCCGUUGUUCCCUUUGUUACAGUCAAUGGUUACCUCUUUGCUGGAGGGGCGGUGGGGUAGCCUAGUUGUUAAAGCGUUGGCUCGUCACGCCGAAGACCCAGGUUCGAAUCCCCACAUGGGUACAAUGUGUGAAGCCCAUUUCUGGUGUCCCCUGCCGUGAUGUUGCUGGAAUAUUGCUAAAAGCGGCGUAAAACCAAAACUCAGUCAGUCAGUCUUUGCUGGACCUACUCAUAGCAGGCUGGCAGUCAAAGGUCUGUCGCUUUCAUACAUAGUGCCUGUGAUUUCAGACACCCUUCCCUACCCUCACCCCCGACCCCCCUCCCAAUGUGAAGCUUGUUUGAUUGCUAGGACUCUUAAUAUGUGAUUUCAAACACCCUUCCCCACUCACCCCCAACCCCCCUCCCAAUGUGAAGCUUGUUUGAUUGCUAGGACUCUUAAUAUGUGAUUUCAGACAACCUUCCCUACCCUCACCCCGACCCACCUCCCAAUGUGAAGCUUGUUUGAUUGCUAGGACUCUUAAUAUGUGAUUUCAAACACCCUUCCCUACCCUCACCCCCAACCCCCCUCCCAAUGUGAAGCUUGUUUGAUUGCUAGGACUCUUAAUAUGUGAUUUCAGACACCCUUCCUCCCCAACCCCUUCCAAUGUGAAGCUUGUUUGAUUGCUAGGACUCUUAAUAUGUGAUUUCAAACACCCUUCCCUACCCUCACCCCAACCCCCUCCCAAUGUGAAGCUUGUUUGAUUGCUAGGACUCUUAAUAUGUGAUUUCAAACACCCUUCCCUCCCCACCCCCCUCCCAAUGUGAAGCUUGUUUGAUUGCUAGGACUCUUAAUAUGUGAUUUCAGACACCCUUCCCUCCCCAACCCCCUCCCAAUGUGAAGCUUGUUUGAUUGCUAGGACUCUUAAUAUGUGAUUUCAAACACCCUUCCCUCCCCAACCCCCUCCCAAUGUGAAGCUUGUUUGAUUGCUAGGACUCUUAAUACGUGAUUUCAGACACCCUUCCCUACCCUCACCCCUUCGACCCCCUCCCAAUGUGAAGCUUGUUUGAUUGCUAGGACUCUUAAUAUGUGAUUUCAGACACCCUUCCCUCCCUCAACCCCCUCCCAAUGUGAAGCUUGUUUGAUUGCUAGGACUCUUAAUAUGUGAUUUCAGCCACCCUUCCUUACCCUCACCCCCAACCCCUUCCCAAUGUGAAGCUUGUUUGAUUGCUAGGACUCUUAAUAUGUGAUUUCAGACACCCUUCCCUACCCUCACCCCAACCCCCUCCCAAUGUGAAGCUUGUUUGAUUGCUAGGACUCUUAAUAUGUGAUUUCAGACACCCUUCCCUACCCUCACCCCCCUCCCAAUGUGAAGCUUGUUUGAUUGCUAGAACUCUGCAAUAUGUGAUUUCAGAGACUUGUGAACAACUAUCUGGAAUGAACAAAGUUUAACUAUUUUAAAUGGAUGUAUUUCUUGUAUAGAUAUAUUUCAGUGUUCAACAGGAAAUUGUGAUGUUGAACUACUUCCAUGGCAGUAUUUUGAGAAAAUGUCAAUCAUUACUCAUAUGAUAUGUAAGGAGAUAUUUUCAGUGUUUUAUAUACCCACAAUUGCUUACAAAGCAACAAUAAUUACUCCCUUAUGCACAGAUUCUAGGUAAGGCAUUGUUCUACAAACUGAUUGAAAUGUACUGAUCAUUAUGCACUUUUAGUACCAUCUAGAUUGCCAUUGUUUUAGCCCAUGUUUUAUUUGUAUAAAACUAAAAUAACCCUGUUUAGCAGAUUUUUGUCUGUGAAUGCCACCCUUGUUAGAAUAUGUUUUAGUGAGAAUUUUGGAUGUUUUAAAAUGAAUUUAUAACAGUAUUGAUUCUGCCAAAUGAGCCAUACUUAGAAUGUGUAUGUGACCCUUGUCUGAACAUUGUGAAUACCAAGAGCUUUAUUAGAUACAUAUCUUGUGUAUAUAGCCGGUGUCAAUAGAGACACGGUUUUACACACACCUAUCGGGAACAUUUUCCACUUACAGUAUCCUUGUUAAUUCAUCCUACAAACCAUUCACAUUGAAUAAAGUAUUCCUGGAACUACAACCAUAAUGCUGCAUUGGGUAGCUUUGAAUCUUGUGGCCUUGGGUGCUACUCUCUGUUCCUAGUUAUGUACUUUAGCCCUGCCAGGAUACACUAAGUAUUCUCCGAUUCCCCUGAAUUAGGUUCAUUGGAUUGGCAGUGUUUGCAGGUUUGCCAAAGUGCUAACUCUCUAUAACUAUCAUCACAUUUGCUGUUUUCCUGUAAAGAUACUAAAGUACUGAAAAUGUAUUGGAAAAAAACUGACAGAACUUUUGUUUCUUGAGUUAGAGCAAUUCAUAAAUACAAAUUUAGUAAAAGAGAAUGCACUUGGAGGCAUCUGGGAACAACAACCGCACUACAUCAUGAUAGAUGUCAAGUGAACUUUCUGAGUCUGGACUUGCUGUGUGUCAGAUUUGUGCUCUUGGAUGUGGUAGGAGUAGUAUGUAUCAUGUUAAAUCAGAAGGAUGUUUUCAUAUUUAAAUGUUCUUGAGUGAUAUCAGUCAUGGAUUCUGUCUUUUUCCAGAAAUCUAAAUUUAGUUACAACCAGCUAACAACUGAUUUAAGAAUUGUUUUAAUUUUUUUUGGGAUUAAACUUAAUGUGAUAAUAACCUCUUCAGUGUCCUAUUGAAAAAUUAGAUCUGAUAUUUUGUUUAAAUAUAUCUGCCCUAACCUACAUGAUUAAAAUAUUUGGAGUAAUCUGUAGACAAAUGGUAACCUUACAUGAAUUUAGCAGCCGGCCUGCUAAUUUACGGAAAAUGUCAUGUUGAUGAAAUAGGUUUGGGCAUGUUAGUAUAGAGUGACUAGGCUUUGUAUUGAGGAUGCUGAACUUCCUUGAUACAGUAUCAUUAAGUGAGAACAGUGGGAGGGUUAUUUAGUACUUGUGGAGAGAGAGAGAGAGAGGACAGUGACCACAUCUUGACAUUCUACCCUCCAUCCAUUUUAUAGUAUUCAGUUGUCACCCACAGUAGUUCAUGAAGUCAGACUGGUGCAAUAUGGGAUAGUGCCUGAGCAGGGGGUGCCGUUCAAGGACAAUUCCCUUGUAGAUGUAGACAUCCAAAUAUAAGGUUUUCCGAGUGAGAAGGAUUGGUACUUGGGAGCAGAUAAUAUUUGUUUGCUCGGUGGAAAGGAGUUUACAUUUUGAGAACAUUAACAAGAAACUGUUAUUGUUAAUGUGUUGAAAAUGUCAAGAUGUAUUGGAAUGAAGAAACAUGUAUGGAAGUCACAAGGGAAAAUCAAAUAUUUUUAUCGUUUGAUUGUGGUUUGUUUCGGUGACUGCUAUUGAUACCAACCAAUCCUUCACAUGCUGCAAGGGUAUUGUGGUACACCAUAUAACUAGGAUUGGCCAGAAAGAAAGCCAUUGUGCAACAGAUGUACAAAUACAUUUGAGGAUACAUUUUCUCACAAGCAAAAUCCAAAGCCAGACAAACCAGCUUAGACUGCAAGCACUGAUAUUUUGUGCGGAAAUUUUGGAAGGUGGAGCUUCCCUACCAGCUUGAUACUGCACCAGACUAAAUCAGUACUUGAUCAAGGCAGGUCCUGAGUCCAGUGUGAAUCCUAUGGUGUCCAUCACGGUAAAAUCAAACUAGAAUUACACACCUGUAAUUGAUAAUGAUGAAUGGUUUUACACCAAAAAGAAAGAAUUAUGAAAGUGACAAGCAGUGUUAAGCAAUGAGGAGGGAAAUCAACCUGACUAUUCUUAUACCAUUGUUCCAAGAAUGGCAUGGUGAGUUGAGUUCAUUGGAGUUCAAGAAUUGAACAUUUCUUGUAUUCCAGUGGGUUUCAGUGGUGUGCUUAUUGUUAUGUAAUAUCAUGCAGACAUUCUCUGUGUUGAGCCUUCUCAUAUGUCCUUACGGACUUGUUUCAUAUGGAUUGUCAUUCUCCCAAUUGUUUGUACAGAAUAUCCAAAUUGAUGAUCUGCAAUGCUACCUGGUAUGUGUUGAACCAUACAAUGCACGAUUACAUAAUUUAUUCUUAGUCAAUAAAUCAAAAUACCUCA